AAUGGUCUAUAGACUUUACUCAAGAUCAAACUAAUAUAAGCUUACCAAAUUUUUAUAAUAAUCCAUCCAUAGAAUGGUUUACAGAAUUUACUCAAAAUCAAACUAAUAAUAAUGUACCUACAAAAAUGUCUAUAGACCUUAUUACUAACAAUACGCUUAUGGAAUGGAAUGGAGAUUUUACUCCAAAUCAAACUAAUACAAGUUUGCUAAAUAUUAAUAAUAAUCCAAUUAUAGAAUUACCAGCAGGCAUUGCUCAAAACUAUGAGGAUCAAAUUAAUCAUAAUCUAUCCGUAGAAUGGACCGCAUGUUUUAUUCAAGAUCAAAUUAAUACAAAUUCGCCAAAUAGUUAUAGUACGGAAAUUACUCAACAUUAUGAGAAACAAAUUAAUACUUUACAAGAUAAUGCAGAAUCAGUUAAAGACAGUAAAUCUCCAAUUUCACUCCAUGAUGAACAUCUUAUUCUGGAUAUUCUUAAUGGUAUUCGCCCAAAAAUUCCAAUUGAUAUUCCACAAGAAUUAGUUAAAAUAAUGGAAA
Molecule: messenger RNA, 534 nt
Organism: Racocetra persica
Lineage: Eukaryota; Fungi; Glomeromycota; Glomeromycetes; Diversisporales; Gigasporaceae
Source: the annotation of a GenBank genome assembly